This is a messenger RNA of Eucalyptus grandis, 585 nucleotides long. RefSeq names its product ankyrin repeat-containing protein ITN1-like. The record is from RefSeq and is a predicted model, not a curated record. Lineage: Eukaryota; Viridiplantae; Streptophyta; Magnoliopsida; Myrtales; Myrtaceae. The transcript has a single exon. The coding region runs from base 1 to 585 and encodes 194 amino acids.
AUGAGAGAUGAACACCACAAGGGGAAAACAUUUUGGAAUCUAUUCAUGGAGAAUCACAAAACAUUGCUUAAGAAUGCAGAGAAGUGGGUGAAGGAUACAACAAAUUCAUGUAUGAUCGUCUCAACUCUAAUUGCCACUGUAUUGUUUGCUGCUGUUUUUACUGUGCCUGGAGGGAAUGAUGACAAAACUGGAUUCCCAUUGUUAUUAGGAAAGGACUCUCUCCUGGUUUUCACAAUUUCAAAUGCGUUAGGUUUGUUCUCCUCCAUGACAGCCAUCUUGCUAUUUCUGGCCAUCAUAACUUCGCGGUACGAGGCGCAAGAUUUCCUUUACUCGUUGCCUAAGAAGAUCAUAACGGGCCUUGGUUUUCUCUUCCUUUCCUUAGCUUUCAUGCUGGUCGCCUUUUCUGCAACGCUCACAAUUGUGCUGGAUAAGAGAGUGGAGUGGGUUCUCAUUCCCAUCACUUUGCUGGCCUCUCUCCCCGUGGCUUUAUUUGUUGUACUACAGCUUCCCCUACUACUCCAAAUGUUUAGAUCCACUUAUGGGCAAAGCAUCUUUAGUGCCGAGGACAUUUGGAGUGAGGCAUAA